Rhizophagus irregularis DAOM 181602=DAOM 197198 is the source of this 407-nucleotide messenger RNA. NCBI's taxonomy places the organism in Eukaryota, Fungi, Glomeromycota, Glomeromycetes, Glomerales, Glomeraceae. The record is from RefSeq and is a predicted model, not a curated record.
AUGGAGUUUUUACCAAAAUUAUCACAACAUUUGCUUGAGAUUUUGGAUGACGAGGAAUAUUAUGAUAUUACUAUUGAAGUUGGUAAUGACCCUAACGUAAAAAUAUUUAAAGCUCAUAUGGUUAUAUUAAAUUAUCGUUCUCCUUAUUUACGAAGAAUUUUAUCAACAAAUAAAAAGAAAAAUGAUGGAACUUUGGAAAACUUACUUUGGAAGAAUAUGACAUUUCUGAUAUCUUCAAAAUUUUGGUUACUGCUAACGAAUUAAGCCUUCAGGAAUUGAACAACUAUUUGCAAUCCUUCUUGGUUAAAAACAAAACAAGCUGGAUAGAACAAAAUUUUAAUCUGGUAUAUCAAACAAGUUUUGAAAAUGAUUCUUUCUUGGAACUUCAAAAAUAUUGUAAUAAUCUU